Molecule: messenger RNA, 417 nt
Organism: Gossypium arboreum
Lineage: Eukaryota; Viridiplantae; Streptophyta; Magnoliopsida; Malvales; Malvaceae
Exons: 1
Coding region: 1-417 (138 amino acids)
Source: RefSeq, a predicted model, not a curated record
AUGGAACUGAAUGAAAGGAUAAUAAUUGGGCCGGAGUUAAUUCAAGAAACAGAGGAGAUGGUUAAAAGGAUUCAAGGAAGAUUGAAGGCAGCCUUUGACAGAAAAAAUUCAAACGCGGAUUUGAAACGUCGAGACAUUGAAUACUUUGUCGGUGAUAAGGUGUUUCUUAAGGUGUCACCUUGGAAAAAAAUCUUGAUGUUUGGUCGGAAAGGAAAAUUGAGCCCUCGUUUUAUUGGGCCAUAUGAGUUCGUGGAAAGAAUUGAGCCAGUUGCUUAUCGGUUAGCUGUACCUUUGGAACUACAGAAAAUCCAUAAUGUUUUUCAUGUUUAUAUCCUACGAAGAUAUAGAUCGGAUCAUUCCCAUGUCAUUUCUACUAAAGAUAUAGAAAUUCGACCUGAUUUAUCUUAUGAAGAAUAA